AUGGCUACUGAAGAUGAUAACUUCGAUAUUGACAUCUAUGGAGACGGUAGUGGCUACAAUGCCAAUGACCAGGGGGAUUACAAACAGGAUGAUGACAUGAAGCAGGAAGACACGGACCUCAUCCUUGAUGCUCCGGAUAACACUGAACACAAGGGCAACGGCUCCACAGACUCCGACACACUCCCAGAGCAACAGACCACCACAGCCACAACAACAACAAAUGGUGAGAGUGUAACAGACACGAAUACAACUAAUCAGCAACAAAUGCAAAAAGGUACAACGCCCCAGCAGGGUGUGAAACGCAAAGAAUUUGACGAUCGCCCUGUCGAUCCUGAUGCAACACCGGCUCUGCUUAUUUCAGAACUACACUGGUGGACUACAGAUGAUGAUAUUAGGGGCUGGGUACGCGAAGCCGGGUGCGAGGAUGAACUCAAGGAUGUAACGUUCAGCGAGCACAAGGUGAACGGAAAGAGCAAAGGUCAAGCCUUCUUAGAAUUCACGUCCCUUCCCGCCUCCUCUGCGACUAAACAUCAGAUCGACUCCCUUACUACAACCGGCCAAAGUGGACGGAAGUACAUGAUCACCUACACUAGUCCUAUGCCAAACCCGUUCCGCACGCUCCCCAAAGACAACCCGAUGCGAAAAGAUAACGCACGCGCAUCUGGAGGAUUCAAUUCACCAAACCAGAACAACUUCAACUCUGGAAUGAGUAAUAUGGGCGGCGGGGGCUUCCGCGGAGGCCGAGGUGGAUACAAUAACCGCGGAGGAAUGUCGAACAUGGGCGGCUACGUCAACCGCAACUUCCAGAACCCCAUGGGCGGAUUCAACAACCCCAUGGCUGGCGGUGGAUUCCAGGGAAAUCCCAUGGGGAUGCAGAACUAUGGGUUUGGCAAUCGUGGAGGCAUGAUGGGCGGGAACAUGCGCGGCGGACCGGGUGGGAUGCGUGGUCGUGGCGGAGGCAUGGCUGGUGCGCCUAACAUGAUGGGAAUGCCCAACAUGGGACCUAUGGGCGGCAUGGGAAUGAAUCCUAUGGCUGGCGGUAUGAAUCCAAUGAUGGGCGGCAUGGGUGGUAAUAUGGGAAUGCAAGGUAUAGGCGGCUUUCAAGGCCCAAACCAGGGCUUCAACCCGGGAUUCUUCCCCCAGAACCAAGGCGUAGGUGAUGGCUCGUGGAAUCCGCACGGGACCAAGCGCAGCCGACAGGAGUAA
This is a messenger RNA of Aspergillus puulaauensis, 1206 nucleotides long. RefSeq lists its product as uncharacterized. The transcript has 3 exons. Gene Ontology annotation, biological process: mRNA alternative polyadenylation. The coding region runs from base 1 to 1206 and encodes 401 amino acids. NCBI's taxonomy places the organism in Eukaryota, Fungi, Ascomycota, Eurotiomycetes, Eurotiales, Aspergillaceae. The record is from RefSeq and is a predicted model, not a curated record. Gene Ontology annotation, cellular component: mRNA cleavage and polyadenylation specificity factor complex. Gene Ontology annotation, molecular function: mRNA binding.